This is a messenger RNA of Anopheles merus, 2776 nucleotides long. RefSeq lists its product as uncharacterized. The transcript has 2 exons. The record is from RefSeq and is a predicted model, not a curated record. Lineage: Eukaryota; Metazoa; Arthropoda; Insecta; Diptera; Culicidae. Gene Ontology annotation, cellular component: cytoplasm. Gene Ontology annotation, biological process: positive regulation of cytoplasmic translation. The coding region runs from base 156 to 1391 and encodes 411 amino acids. Gene Ontology annotation, molecular function: single-stranded RNA binding; translation regulator activity; mRNA binding.
ACAGAAAAACACGUGAAUCUGUGUCUGCCGUCCUUACGUCCUUAUGUUCCUAAGUUCAGCUCGCCUCCUACAUCUCAGAAGUGGGAUACGAUAACUAGAUAAAAUUCCACGCAGUUUCUGUGUUUGUGAUUGUGUUUGAAAUCCUGCGGUUCGAAAUGGCCACGAAAGAGGAAAUGCUGUGCGCGCUCGAGUACGCCAAAGUAAAUGUACCAACGACUGCUACAAUUUCACAAUUACGUAAAUUGUACAAUGCAAACGUUGGAAAUAUCGAUGAACCAGGCGUGUUAAGUAAUGUUCCCACGGAUAUUGAAACCUCGAAAGCAGAAGGUAAAUUAGCAUUGUCGACCGAGCUGGUCAAUGCUGAGAACAAUGGCGCCGCCAUUUUGCGUAGUGCUGUAAGGCAUGCUGAGAACAAUGCGGUAUCGCAUGAUUCAACUUCAGUCGGAACCCUAGAAAAUGCCACACAUUUGGUUCCAAACCCAGUAAACACCGCUCCAAGUGUACAUGAAGAGAUAGAGCUUCUCAAGAAAAAACUCGAAAUACUUGAACUAAAGCAGCGAAUUAGUCUCCUCGAAGCUCCGGUUGUUACACAUACAACGCAACAACCAUUAUUCAUCAAGUUCAAUGAAUUUGUCGAUGUAUUCAGCGGUGACAAAGGAGAGCAUGUUGACCGAUGGUUCAAGGAACUUGAGCGUACAUUUCUCCCCUAUCGCAUGGAUGGUACUAUGAAGUUCCACAGUACACGCCAAUUGCUUACCGGUACUGCUGCUUUGUUUGCUAAAUCCCUAGACAUUACAACAUAUCAUGAGUUGAAAAACAAUCUGAUACAAAAUUUCGGCACAACCACAUCUUUAGAGAAUGUGUACAAACAACUGAGAGGACGACGUCUUGCACGAAACGAACCCGUCAUAAGGUAUAUUUUGGACAUGCAAGCUAUGGCAUGCGAUGUACCCAUCCCAGAAAUGGAUUUAAUUAAUAUUAUCAUCGAUGGACUCGGUGAUCCCAUCAACGAGGCAUGGAUUAGAUUUUCUGCAAAAUCUAUGGGCGAUUUAAAACAACUGCUGAAAAGAUAUGAGGAGAUUCGUCCACGUAAUGCUGCCACACCAUCAUCAUCAGGGUCCAUCUGCCAGCCGUUAGGAUCAUCGAGCAACCAACAAAGUGAAGUAAGAUGCUACAACUGUUCGAAAUUCGGGCAUUAUAAAAGUUCCUGCCCAAUGCCGCGUAGACCACCAGGAUCGUGCUUCAAAUGUCACCAAGCUGGACACGCUGCUCGUAAUUGCCCGAACAACAUAAUCAUUCCAUCGGCAGCAGCUCAUCACUCAGUUCAGGAUAACGUACAGCAGGAAACAUUUAAUACGGAUCUAGAAGAAUUUCAACAGGAAGCCCAGUGAGCUUUAUAGAUUCUGCUUUAGUGCCCAAAAAUCUUUUGCAACCACCUUCAAUUUCACUAUAUCAGGGACUCGGAAACCAGAGAUUAGUCGUCUGUGGGGAGGUGUCAUGCCAAGUCAAUUUUCAGAAGAAUCAAUUAGAACAUCCAUUUAUUAUCCUACCCAGUGAAAGUAUUGCUUGGCCGAUGAUCAUAGGUCGUGAUCUAUUAAAAUUUUUUAAUAUUUUUCUUUGUCAACGCAAUUUGUACAAUGAACUCAAUAAAGAAAAUCUCAAUCCUAAUAGCGAUGUAUGCAUGUCUUCACCUGCUCACAGUAUUUCGUUGGCUCAAUAUCCACUAGAAUCAAAACCGACUAAGCUAGAAAGACUAUGUCCUGGAGAGUAUCAUGACACUCAAAGUGAGGCAUUUGCAGAAAUUUGUGCUAUUGAUUUACCUGACGUGAAUGACGUGGAAGAAUUAAAAAUAGGCAAACAUAUUAGUAGCGAUGAGAAUACUGCUCUAUUCAGUUCCAUUCAUCAAAAUUACAUUAAUUACCCGCCUGAUAAAAUCAUUUCACCCGAUCAUAGAAUGAAAAUUAGUCUCAUUCAUGAUAUGCCUCUAUAUACAAAACCUCGCCGAUUGUUUUACGGAGAACGGAAUCAAGUACGAGAAAUAGUAAACGAUCUUUUAGAAAAAACAAAUUAUUCGUCCCAGUAAUUCGCCAUAUGCCUCGGCACUUGUUUUAGUAAGAAAGAAGAACGGAGAAAUCCGUAUGUGCAUUGAUUACAGACCUCUUAAUAAAAUUACGAUCCGAGAUAAUUUCCCCUUGCCGUUGAUCGAGACAUGUCUAGAGCAUUUGAGUAAUAAACGAGUUUUUUCUCUGCUGGAUCUAAAAAGCGGCUUUCACCAAGUAAAAAUGCACGAUGAUUCCACUAAGUAUACUUCCUUUGUGACUCCUGAUGGCCAGUAUGAGUAUCUUAAAAUGCCUUUCGGUUUGAAAAAUGCUCCUUCUGAGUUUCAACGUUUCAUCAACACGAUACUCCGGGAAUUUAUCGAAGCAGAUAAACUAGUUGUAUAUCUAGACGAUAUUAUAAUUGCCUCAACGGAUUUUAAGUCUCAUUUGAACACACUUAGUGCCGUCCUUACAAAAAUACGACAUAAUGGGUUGGAGCUUCGACUAGACAAAUGUCAGUUUGCUCAACAAGAACUGGAUUACUUGGGGUAUAGAGCAAAUUAAUGUGGAAUACGCCCUAGCGAUAGACAUCCCAAGUAGCCUUAAGAAACUCUAUUUGAUUAUUAACAGUUUUUUAAAGCCUUUAAAAAUCAAAUAGAGUUUCUUAAGAGAAUAUGACAUUUGCCAGCGUUACAUCAUAACGACGUAUUCCGUUACACUCGUUUUUUUUCGAUUCG